AUGGAUAAAAUACAUCAAACAAAAACUGACAGGCAAUCAUGGUCAAAAAAUGAUAUGAAAAAAGCACUCCAUAAAAUAAAACGUCAUGGGAUGAGUGUUAAUGCAGCUUCAAAAGCAUAUCGAAUUCCAGAAGACACUCUUAAAAGAUAUGUUGAGAAAUAUCUUCAUGAGAACAAAUAUGCUUUCUCAGACGAACAAUUGAACCAACUGAAAGAAUAUAUCUUGGAUAUAGAUAAACGGGCAUUUGGUUUAACCAGAGAUCAAUUCAGAAAAAUUGCUUUCGACUUUGCUGUUUCUUGUGGACUUGCAUUGAGAUCCAAAACUACUAAAGGACUGAUUGGAAAUAAUUUUGCAGAAACUUUUCUCAGAAGAUUCAAUAUAUCUUUACGAAAACCAGAAGUAACUUCCGCAGCUAGGUUAAUGGCUUUUAAGAAAGAGAACGUAGAAGCCUUCUUUAAGAUAUAUGAAGAUCUUCAUCGAAAAUAUUCAUUUUUGGUUACUAAGAUUUAUAAUAUCGAUAAAAUUGACUUUCUAACAAUACCUACUAAAGAAUCUAGAGUUUUAACUCCAAGAGGCCAUCGUAGAGUGGUCAAGAUUUCUUUAGCAAAAAGGGGAGUUAGCAUAACUGCUGUUUGUGGCAUGAAUCCUAUUGGAGACUUCAUACCACCGUUCCUGAUAUUUCCAAGAGUGAAGACGACGCGGUCUCUAAAAAAUGGGGCCCCAGAAGGAACCACUGCAGUAGCUCAUGCAUGUGGGAGGAUGACGUCUAAAAUUUUUUUCAAAUAUUUAGAACAUUUCAAAAAAUACGCUCGUCCAAGCGAGAUAAAUCCCGUUUUAUUAUUAAUGAACAAUCAUACAAAAUACAUUUCGUUGGAUGUCAUCAAACUGUGUGAGGAAAAUCAUAUCAUUCUGCUUGGUUUUCCACCACAUACCAGUCAUCUCAUUCAACCUCUAGAUGUGUCAAUAUAUGGACCCCUCAAAACAGCAUAUUUACAAGCUUGCGAAGAUUUUUUAACACACAAUCGCGUUCGUGUCAUAACAUUAUAUGACUUUUCAUCUCUCUUUAGAAAAGCAUACUUGGAAACAGCAACUGUAUCAAAUGCUCUGAGGGGUUUCACAGAUACAGGCUUAUAUCCAAUUGAUAGCCAAGCGUUUGACUAUCUUGAUUUUGAGGCAUCUUCGAUAACAGAACGAGAUCAACCUAUUUCAACUGUUUUCGAAGAGGUAGAAUUCGUAGUAAUGACAGAACCAGAAACUCAAAAUUCUGGUUUGAAAGAUACAAGAACAGAAGAGUCUGCUCUGCCUAUUCCAUUUACAUCGAAAAUAUCUGAACUUACACCCCCCUAUGAACCAGAUAAUAUAUUUGAUAAUACCAGUACGCCAGUGUCGAUGGACGUUGAAGAAGAAGAAGCCAUCAAAAUUUCAACUGUUUUCGAAGAGGUAGAAUUCACAGUAAUGACAGGACCAGAAACUCAAAAUUCUGGUUUGAAAGAUACAAGAACAGAAGAGUCUGCUCUGCCUAUUCCAUCUACAUCGAAAAUAUCUGAACAUACACCCCCCUAUGAACCAGAUAAUAUAUUUGAUAAUACCAGAACACCAGUGUCGAUGGACGUUGAAGAAGAAGAAGCCAUCAAAAUUGAGAAGGAGAGGAGAAGUAAAUUACGAGAUAUGAACAAAAAUGAGAGAUUAGAAAAAAGCAUAGAAGCACAGAAAGUAAAACAAAAAACAGUUAUAAAAAAAAUAGAAUUCUACGACUCUUCUGACUCCUCAAUAGAUCUAGAAUAUACUGACUUUGUUUAUGAUACAGAUGAUGGAAGAACCUGCAUUAUAUGCAGCAAACGCGGAAAAGAUGAGAUAUGGUUUUGCUGCUUCGAAUGUAAGGGGUAUGCUCAUGCAGAGUGCACCGGAAUGGACACUGAAAAGGCGAAAAUGAAGAAAUGGUAUUGUGAUCGAUGUCUGUAA
This is a messenger RNA of Harmonia axyridis, 1962 nucleotides long. RefSeq lists its product as uncharacterized. Gene Ontology annotation, molecular function: DNA binding. The coding region runs from base 1 to 1962 and encodes 653 amino acids. Gene Ontology annotation, cellular component: nucleus. NCBI's taxonomy places the organism in Eukaryota, Metazoa, Arthropoda, Insecta, Coleoptera, Coccinellidae. The record is from RefSeq and is a predicted model, not a curated record. The transcript is spliced from 2 exons.